Molecule: messenger RNA, 1137 nt
Organism: Westerdykella ornata
Lineage: Eukaryota; Fungi; Ascomycota; Dothideomycetes; Pleosporales; Sporormiaceae
Product: cobalamin synthesis protein/P47K:Cobalamin synthesis protein-like protein/P47K
Exons: 2
Coding region: 1-1137 (378 amino acids)
Cellular component (GO): cytoplasm
Source: RefSeq, a predicted model, not a curated record
AUGAUACCAAUCACCAUCAUCACCGGCUUCUUGGGUUCCGGAAAGACCACGUUAAUCCUCAACCUGAUCCCUCAGCUCCCCAAGACUUACAAGCUCGCCCUCCUGAAGAACGAAUUCGGCGAUGUCGCUAUUGAUUCGCAGCUGGCGUCUUCCAGCGCCAUUUCCGGCGUCCAGGAACUCCUAAAUGGGUGCAUAUGUUGUAACCUGGUUGGACAGCUAUCCGAUGCCCUCGAAACCUUAGCGAACGAUGUCAAACCCGACCGCAUAGUCAUCGAGACCUCAGGAUCCGCCUUUCCCGCUACCCUCGCCAUGGAGGUCAAUCGCCUUGCCAAGGAGACAGGACGAUAUGUACUUGAUGGGGUCAUGUCGGUUAUUGACGUCGAAAACUGGAAGGGGUACGAAGACACUUCCGUUACAGCGAAAAUGCAGGCCCGCUAUACGGAUUUGAUUGUUCUGAACAAGUGGGAAAUGGUCAGCGAGAGGAGAUUAGAGGAUGUGGAAGAUGCCAUUCUCGCCCUCGAGGUCGAUCCUCCUACGCCCAGGACUAAGAGCGACAAAGGUUGGGUCGAUAAAGAUAUCAUCUUCGGGCUCGAUGCGAAGCUGGCGAAACAGACGGGUACCGAGUCGGAUCAUCAUCACGAUCAUGACCACCAAAGCGAAGUGGAGGUCUUAUCGAUCACCUUGAAGGCGCCGGGACAGGGUCAAUCCCGUGGAGUCGAUGUCGAGAAGCUGAGGAUGUUUCUUGAGGAACCCACCAAGGAUGCUGUCUAUCGGAUCAAGGGCGUUCUGUACGCCUCCACACCACCGAAGUCCUCCGAUGCUUCUUCUUCCUCUUCGUCUUUGGAAGCCAAUACCGGGCGAUCUCGGUACAUCCUCAACUGGGCAUUUGGGCGCUGGACCUAUACCCCUGUUCCUCCGUCGUCCGCAAACUCGACUCCUGCAAUCUCAGAACGUGCCACUCCCAUUAGCUCCGGUCGGGCAACACCACUUCCUCAGGUUGAGAAGCCCGAACUGCGAUUGACUAUCGUUACGGCGAAAUACGAGUCCAUUGUGUGGGAGAGCCGAAUCAAAAACAACGAUUUUAUUGCUCUUGAAGGACGGGAUGAUGGCGUCCUCUCCGUGGAGCGAAUCCUAUGA